AACAAAUCUGUCUUCAUCUUGCGUUGCAAUCUUCGUUUCCUCCGUCCUCCACCUCCACAAAUCUUUCAAAGGCCGAUAGCCCCUCAACGGCUCAACCCAUCAAAUCUUCUCUCUCUCUCUCUCUCUCUCUUGCUCUUGCAAUGGCUGCUUCUCUCUCCAUCUCCAGACUUCUCCUCUCUUUCCCUGCUGCUGCCACCACCAACGCCAACAACACCACAGGCACAACCCAAUCUCUCCUUUCCUCCAAGCUUUCCUUCUCCUCUCUCCCUCUCAAACACAAAUCCAAACCGCUCAAACUCAAAAGAUUCUCUACGAAAACAACCACCACUCCCACAAUCUCCGCCACCAUUUCCGUCGGGGACAAGCUCCCGGACGCCACCCUCUCCUAUUUCGAUGCUGAUGGCGAACUCCAGACCGCCACUAUAUCCACUCUCACUUCCGGGAAAAAGUCGAUCUUCUUCGCUGUCCCUGGAGCCUUCACUCCCACCUGCUCGCAGAAACACCUUCCGGGAUUCGUGGAGAAAUCCGCGGAGCUAAAAGCGAAAGGAGUGGAUACCAUUGCGUGUGUAUCAGUGAACGAUGCGUUUGUUCUCAGAGCUUGGAAGGAGAAUCUGGGGAUUAAGGACGAGGUGCUGCUUUUGUCUGAUGGAAAUGGGGAAUUCACGAAGAAAAUUGGGUGUGAGCUAGAUUUGAGUGAUAAUCCAGUGGGAUUGGGAGCGAGGUCAAGGAGAUAUGCACUUCUGGCCGAGGAUGGGGUCGUCAAGGUGCUCAAUUUGGAGGAAGGUGGAGCUUUUACUUUCAGUGGAGCUGAAGAUUUGCUUAAAGUGAUUUAAUUUUGUUGUGUUGAUUUUCUCUGUGUUUAAGAGUUUCGAAGUUUAUUAAUAAAAAUAGAUGAAACCUGAGCAGGAUUUCAACAAAUGGGAGUAGAAAUUGCUCCUUUUCUA
This is a messenger RNA of Hevea brasiliensis (rubber tree), 944 nucleotides long. Its product is annotated as peroxiredoxin-2E-2, chloroplastic-like. Lineage: Eukaryota; Viridiplantae; Streptophyta; Magnoliopsida; Malpighiales; Euphorbiaceae. Gene Ontology annotation, molecular function: thioredoxin peroxidase activity. The coding region runs from base 141 to 833 and encodes 230 amino acids. The transcript has a single exon. Gene Ontology annotation, cellular component: cytoplasm. Gene Ontology annotation, biological process: cellular response to oxidative stress; cell redox homeostasis; hydrogen peroxide catabolic process. The record is from RefSeq and is a predicted model, not a curated record.